AUGGACCCAUACAUGCUUUCCACAUACAAUUACAAGUACAAUCAGUAUCUUCACAGUGGUUGUACUGCGGAUGUUGCAGCGGCGGAGGCACUAAGAUCUGUUAGGUCAUUUUAUGGGCAUAAAGCCAAUAAUCAAGAAUUUUUAAACUAUGUAAAUAGGGUUUCCAAUACUUUAUCUGCUAAUGGCCAAGUAAACACUACACAGUCAACUGCCGCCGGUAUUGGAUACCAGUACAAUCCACAUUAUGGCAUGGUUCCAUCUCAUAUAUCAAAUAUUUACUAUGGAUCGCAUCCUAAUGUUGACACUACUGCCAUGUAUAACCAACAAUUGCUUAGUCAAUCCAACUCUGCAUGUAGCAGUAAUGCGUUAUUGAGUGGUAUAUCUAUUAAACCUCCAUCAAUUCCAAAACCCCAAGCUCCACCUUCAGUUCCAAUCCAUCCAUCACAAUAUAAACAACAAUCCAAUGCAGCUCAAAAUCAUGCUAAAUUGCCAAAAGAUGUUAAUACUGCAAAUACAUCUAGUGCUAUAACGGACUGGGUAUACAAAAUAUUUUCCGUACAUGUAACGGAAAAAUCCUCCAAAAAGUGGAAUAUGGCAGUUACAAAUUUUUUAAAUCACAAAAUUGAUUAUUGGAAGUCACACAAUAUCACUCCUACUCCAGUAGACUUGAUGAUUCCCUCAGCAGAUGUUAUUGAAUCAUAUUCUGCACAACACGGACAUAAUUCUAAACAGAUUGUUCCAUUACAUAAUAACACGAACAGUUCAAUUCCAUUAGAUACUAGUACUACCAGUAAUAUUUCCAGUUCAGAAUCUAAGAAUGGGAUGAAAAAUGAUAAAAAAGGGGAUAAAAAGUCUAGUGCAACGAAUUUUGACAAAUAUUCUAAAACUAAAUUAGAUUCUUUUAUGGAUAUAGACACUACGGGGGUUAAAAAAUCACUCAAGUAUAAGAGUUUGUUACAGAAAAGGGCAGAAAGAUUCACAAAAGGCACAAAAGGGGUCAUUGCUGAAAUCAAUCUAACUCAACAAGUUGAGAAAUUAAUUGGUACAUCUACUGACAUGGAGAAACAGUAUUUGAGAUUGACAGGCCCUCCAAAUCCAUCUCUAGUACGGCCAAUACAUGUGUUAAAAAAAUCAUUCAUAUACGUACUUGAAAAGUACAAGAAGACCCUAAACUAUCGCUAUAUUCAGGAACAAUUUAGGUCUAUCCGACAGGAUAUGAAGGUGCAGCAUAUAAACGAUUUAUUUGCAACACAUGUUUAUGAGACAAAUGCAAGAAUUGCUUUAUUAAAUUGUGAUUUGGAUCAGUUUAAUCAGUGCCAAACGCAGCUAAUAGACCUUCAUUCAAUUAAUCAGGUAGCUCCUGAAAAUAAGAUCGAAUUCAAAUGUUAUAGGUUAUUAUAUUUGGCACUACAAAAUACAAAAAUGGAUUUGUUACGGUACCUGAAGGAAUUAAACAAUACGAGUGAUAAAUCACUGGUGAAAUAUAUUGCUGUGAUUGAUUACGCUAAUAAGUUGAGACGCAUUGUUGAGGAUGAAAACUUCUAUCGCUAUUUUAGUCUCAUAAAAUCUGAGACAAGACGUUUGGAAAAUGAUUUAGAUUAUAUUUAUGAUAUUGCAACUGAAAAAUUAAAGGUUACUUCUCCAAAAGACUGUGAAAAGGAACCGCCAUUUUUCUCUAGAUAUCUCUUUAAAAUGUUCAAUCAAAAGUUUCGGGUAUUGUACCUAUUGACCAUGGCCAAAACAAGCAUUAUUAUCAACCCUAAAUCGGUUUACACACAAUUCAGAUUCGAUAGCUGUGAUGAAUUUAAAUCUUUUCUUAAUGAACUAAAUAUCGUAUGGACCAGUAGUGGAAGCGUUGACUGUAAGCAAUCACUUCCUAAACUGCUAGAGAGCAGGGUUUUAAAGAGCAAAAAAAUUGAACAAUAA
Messenger RNA from Babesia microti strain RI, 1926 nucleotides. Its product is annotated as SAC3/GANP/Nin1/mts3/eIF-3 p25 family. Bases 1 to 1926 code for a protein of 641 amino acids. The transcript is spliced from 5 exons. The record is from RefSeq and is a predicted model, not a curated record. Lineage: Eukaryota; Apicomplexa; Aconoidasida; Piroplasmida; Babesiidae. Gene Ontology annotation, cellular component: nucleus.